Messenger RNA from Penicillium taxi, 1038 nucleotides. Its product is annotated as FPP/GGPP synthase family protein. Lineage: Eukaryota; Fungi; Ascomycota; Eurotiomycetes; Eurotiales; Aspergillaceae. The record is from RefSeq and is a predicted model, not a curated record. The coding region runs from base 1 to 1038 and encodes 345 amino acids. Gene Ontology annotation, biological process: isoprenoid biosynthetic process. The transcript is spliced from 5 exons. Gene Ontology annotation, molecular function: prenyltransferase activity.
AUGAAAUGUGCUGCUAGAUUGGCGAAUAUCUUACACACUGUAUUCUAUUCGGUCAAAGAACUUCAACUUACUAGAAAGAAAAGGAAUCCAACCUAUGUUGCUCUUUCAGGCUCAAAACCGGAAUCCCCUCAAGAUGAUGAGUCGCCUGAUUCUUGGUAUCCGAGGAGUCAUCAGGUCGUGAUGGAACCUUUUUAUUAUCUUCUCUCAAAUCCUGGCAAGAAUACUCUCAGUCUACUGAUAGAUGCAUUCAACGAAUGGCUUCAAGUUCCUGAGGACAAGUUGAAGAUCAUCAAAAGCGUCGUUAAUGUUCUUCACAAUGCAUCACUUCUUAUCGAUGAUAUCCAAGACGACUCAACCCUGCGACGAGGAUUUCCAGUUACGGAUCAGGUAUUUGGGACGGCCCAAACGAUCAAUUCGGCAAAUUACGCAUACUUUCUAGCAUUCAGAGAGCUUCAAAAGCUUGAAAGUCACGAGGCUGGUAUGAUCUUAAUUCAUGAGAUGAUUAAUCUUCAUCUUGGCCAUGGCAUGGAUCUAUUCUGGCGAGAGACUUCUAUAUGUCCCAGUGAGACUGACUAUCUUGAGAUGGUCAACAACAAAACAGGCGGGCUUUAUAGGAUCAUGAUCCGAUUAAUGCAACUGGAAAGUACUUGCCCAAGGGACUAUGUUGACCUAGCCGAAAUCCUUGGGAAAUUGCUACAAAUCAGAGAUGAUUACAAAAACCUGCAAAGCGAUUUCUACUCCCAGAAGAAGGGUAUCUAUAAGGAUAUCACAGAGGGCAAAUUCUCAUUUCUCGUUAUCCACCAUAUGCACACAGAUCCAGACAGUGAAAUUGUUCGCAGAAUCAUGAAGCAAAAAACAGAUAAUGAGCGGAUAAAGGAUGUGGUUCUUUCGUGUUUGAGCUCUACUGGAAGCUUCGAAUAUACCGAAAGGACGAUAAAGGAUCUUGCGCGGCACGCAGAAUUACUUAUCAUGGAACUGGAUGAUGAAAGGAAAAAGGCGGAUGCUAUUUUAGACUUGCUAAAGAUGCUUCAAAUUUAA